CGUUCCUCAAUUCAUUUAGUUCCUUGCUUAUAAUCGGAAGCCGGAUCUGAAAACCUAAGACAUUUAUAUUGAAGAGUGUCAGGCACAACGCUUGAUUCAUCUGAAAAUGGGAUCAACCGCACGUUCAGCCUCCACCAAAGUGGUACUUGUCCCUUGGGACCCAGAUUCCCGGGCUCACGCCGAGAGAAUGGUUCAACAAAGAAUCGCUUGUGGCUGGCAUCAAGAUACUGUGCCCAAGUGGCAGAUUCGACAGCGGGAGGGGAAGAAAAAUUUGCAAUGGAUAGUAAUUCAUGUAGAGGAUGCCAAUUGCGAAGAUUAUCUGGCGAAGCAUCUCACAGCGCACCCACAGGAAAGCACCACUCUAGUCGAUACCGCAGCAUCACUUGGGGGAAAGACUCGACAACCAGAUUCGACGGUAGAAUUCGUGCCAGUUGGUCAUAUUUCAUUGGAUACCGAGUACGAGAGUCCAGAAUACAAUGAUCCUUCUCCAGGGACCUACUUCAUAUCAACAUUCUACGUCUCGCAGGCCCUUCAAGGAUCAGGUAUAGGCCGAGGGGCGAUGGACAUUGUAGAGAAAACUGCGAUCUCAGAGCCACUGUGCGCCAAAAGAUUGGCACUGAGUACGACAGACAAAGACGAUCCUCUGAGAGUGGCCAAACAUGCUGCAUAUGGAAAGCCAGUCCCAAAGGUCACUAACCAAGACUGGUACGAAAGAAGAGGUUAUGAGAUUUAUAGGAAAGUUGAGAAUAUGUGGUCAGAGGUUGAUCCCACGGGGAAGAUCUGGCAGGCUCCUGCGGUUUUUAUGAGGAAAGAGAUCACCUCAUGAUAGAAACAGUUUGGAGAGUUAGCAGGAGGGUGGGUAGAAGCAUCGCUGGCAAGCUUUGCACAUUCUGAGUCACCGAUCAUAGAAAGUUUCCAUGAUUUGGAAUAGAAAGUUGUGAGGAAGCAGAACAGCAUCUCAAGACAUACAGAAAAGACUCUGGCCGCUGAAUUAGAUAGACAUCCCUGACAUGGGAGUAUUCUGCAGUUUCCAGUCCUGAGUUUAGAAUGUUAAUUUCGAUUCCAG
This is a messenger RNA of Mollisia scopiformis, 1066 nucleotides long. RefSeq lists its product as uncharacterized. Bases 107 to 826 code for a protein of 239 amino acids. NCBI's taxonomy places the organism in Eukaryota, Fungi, Ascomycota, Leotiomycetes, Helotiales, Mollisiaceae. Gene Ontology annotation, molecular function: acyltransferase activity, transferring groups other than amino-acyl groups. The transcript is spliced from 3 exons. The record is from RefSeq and is a predicted model, not a curated record.